GCCACACAGAAUGCAUCGCUCGACACACCUGGAAGGUGAACCAAGUAUGUGGGACAUAGAGAUGUCCUUGAUUCAGUCCAAGCAUGACAUAACAGCCUUAACAAUAUUCAUGCUGUAACGUCAUGGCAUGUCAUGCCGAGAAAUAGGUAGGUGUUUAGAAGAUGAGAAUAGGUAUAUAAAGAGGAAGUCAAUACAAGACAUGUUCGAAAAGACGAAGACUACUACAAAUUACAAUCAAUCAAUCAAUCAAUCGAUCGAUAUCAAUAUCAAUAUCACCAAAAUGAAUUCCGCCGGAGACCGAUCCGUCAUCUCGAAUGACAUGCAGGAGCUUCGCGAGGGCGGCGAAGAGAUCUCCCACAAGAUCCAGGGCCACAAGGCGAACCUUUCCAACCCCAACACCAGCCAGGCCAGCAAGGAGAACAGCAAGAAGGAGAUCGAGGCGCUGGGAGGAGACGCGAACCACUACGGCAACGAGUCUGAUCCUCGAAGCAAGAGCGCGGCGGACAACUUGGAGGGAAGCCGAGUUGGGUAAUUAAAU
Molecule: messenger RNA, 538 nt
Organism: Fusarium oxysporum Fo47
Lineage: Eukaryota; Fungi; Ascomycota; Sordariomycetes; Hypocreales; Nectriaceae
Product: Con-6 family protein
Exons: 2
Coding region: 128-532 (134 amino acids)
Source: RefSeq, a predicted model, not a curated record